AUGGCUUCCGUCUUGACGAAGAAGACGAAGAAGGUGCAGAAGAGGAAGAGAGAGAAUCACAGUCUUUCGGAUCUGAAAAAGCUCGGGGAGGAGCUGCUGACGUCACGAGCACACGUCAACAACCUCCCUAUUCUCCUCACCUUCAUCAGCCCCAGCUCGCCUCCGCAGCACGCUCUGGAGUCGCUCCUCUCGCUGCAGUCGUUCUUCACUCCCCUCGUCCCACAGCUCCCCUCGUCGUCUUCGCAGGCGUAUUCGGGCUCGGAGCCCGACCCGGAAUUGAUAUAUCGCACGUGGCUGCGGUCCAAGUUCGAUGAUUUUAUCGGGCGGCUAGUUGAUGUUGUUGUCUCCUUGCAAUCGGAUGAUGCUCUUAGGGAAGUUGUGCUGGACACGAUAAUGGAGUUUGUGAAGGUUGGGAAUGCGGGGAAGUUUCAUUCCUCUAUUUAUCACAAGCUUCUCCGUGCUAUUGUGCACUCGGAAUUGAGCGUUGAUGACAUAUUAUUAGAUUUGCUUGCAACCAAGUAUUUCAAUUAUGUUGAUGUUCGUUAUUUCACCUACAUUAGUUUGGAAAAGCAGGCUCGGACUUUGGAAGUUGAAGGAGACAGGAAUGUAAACCUAGAUGCUCAGAGUAAUACCCAUUCAAGACCAAGCUUGGAGCUUUCCGUUCGGAAGAUACAUAAUUUACUAUCUCACAUCCCGUCACUAGAAGUUUCAGAAGAAAAUUUAGAGAUGUUGAAUGGUUCAGGCAUUUUUUUCGAGAAAAGAAAUAAUAAAGAAAAUGUCACCUUGAAAGAGAAGCAGGUCAAGUCCCAACAACCUAAUGACAAGGUGUUAUCAUCUCGGGAUGUCUCAAAGAAAAUGAAGCUGAAGUUAAGUAAAGCAUGGAUAUCGUUCCUCAGAUUGCCCCUUCCUCUUGAUGUAUACAAGGAGGUUCUUGUUAAACUUCAUCAGGCUGUCAUUCCAUAUCUCUCUAAUCCAAUAAUGCUGUGUGAUUUCUUGACUCAGUCAUAUGAUGUCGGUGGUGUGGUCAGUGUUAUGGCUCUUAGCAGCCUAUUUAUUCUCAUGACACAACAUGGCCUUGAAUAUCCCAACUUCUACGAUAAACUCUAUGCAUUGUUGGAGCCAUCUAUCUUCAUGGCAAAACAUCGAGCAAAAUUUUUCGAGCUGCUCGACUCAUGUUUGAAAUCAUCACUCCUUCCAGCUUAUCUGACUGCUGCUUUCUGUAAAAAGUUGAGCAGACUUGCGCUCUCUGUACCUCCAUCUGGAGCACUAGUCAUCAUUGCAUUGGUUCACAACCUUUUACAGAGACAUCCUUCCAUUAAUUGUUUGGUGCAUCGAGUAAGAUUAAUGAAGGAGAAGUCUGGAAUUGACCACUUCAAAAAUGAGGAAACCAAUCCGAAAGAUACUAAUGCAAUGAGGAGCUCACUCUGGGAGAUUGACACGCUUCGCCAUCAUUACAGCCCUCCAGUUUCAAGAUUCGUUUUGUCAAUGGAGAAUGAUCUGGCAUUCAGGACUAAAACGGCUGAAGUUUCAGUCAAAGAUUUUAGUUCGGGUUCCUAUUCGACAAUCUUCAGUGAUGAGAUUAGAAGAAGGGUCAAACAAGUACCAUUGGCAUUCUAUAAAGCAACUCCAACACAUUUGUUUUCUGAAUCUGAUUUUCCGGGCUGGACCUUCAAGAACAAGGAUAAGGGAUGUGGGGCUGUGAGUGCAGCAGAUAACGAUAAUGUAGAUGCAUCUGCAAAACGACAGCGGGUAGCGAUUUGA
Molecule: messenger RNA, 1761 nt
Organism: Striga hermonthica
Lineage: Eukaryota; Viridiplantae; Streptophyta; Magnoliopsida; Lamiales; Orobanchaceae
Source: the annotation of a GenBank genome assembly